AUGCACGCAUCCGCCCUUACGGAUGCAGGGCGCGCUUGCACCCAGCACAGCGCCCCGAUGCUGAUGCUGUCCACCCCCCCAAAACAACACAUCCAGCAGCAGGCCACCAGGCUCGGCCCGCAUGCGUGCUAUCCAUCACCACCAUGUGGAUGCACAUGCAGCCCCGUAGCGACUAUCCAGACGUUGCGGGCACAGCGUCAUUCAACAACAAGCCCUCGCACUCACACUCGCGCCCGCUGCGUGGCGGCACUACGCUCGCCAGCGCCCUCGAUUGGCGCCUUUUCCAAGGCCGUGUACGGUGUGAGACGAGGUGGAAUGCCCCGUGCAAAAUCAAGCCUCGCCCAACAAGCAUACCCCUCUCGUCGCGGCUGCGGUCCAUCUCCCGUCGCCAUCGCACGCUACCGCUGCACCAGAAAAAAAACGUUCUGCCGACCACUGUCCUGGGACCACACCACAUUGACUUUGCCAUGGCAAUUGCCUGUCCCGUACAAGCCCGACUGCGCACGCAAAUUGCCUAAUUACACCACCUUCAUAACACCCACUUGCUCCUCGGCGGCUGGCCCAAUGCCGCUGCACAUAUCUGAGACACCCGCCCUCCACCCCAUGCCGACGAUCGUCAAACAGUGA
Molecule: messenger RNA, 627 nt
Organism: Bipolaris victoriae FI3
Lineage: Eukaryota; Fungi; Ascomycota; Dothideomycetes; Pleosporales; Pleosporaceae
Exons: 1
Coding region: 1-627 (208 amino acids)
Source: RefSeq, a predicted model, not a curated record